Messenger RNA from Symphalangus syndactylus (siamang), 4489 nucleotides. RefSeq names its product interleukin 18 receptor accessory protein (gene IL18RAP). The record is from RefSeq and is a predicted model, not a curated record. NCBI's taxonomy places the organism in Eukaryota, Metazoa, Chordata, Mammalia, Primates, Hylobatidae. Gene Ontology annotation, molecular function: interleukin-18 receptor activity. Gene Ontology annotation, biological process: interleukin-18-mediated signaling pathway.
AUCUCGUCAAGCAGGUUGGUCAGAGUUUGAGAUGCUUCUUCUUCAGAGCACUUCCUAUAGAAAGAAGUAUCUCUCUGGAUAGGAAGAAAUAUACUAGAACCCUUUGAAAAUGGAUAUUUUCACAUAUUUUCCUUCAGAUACAAAAGCCGGCAGUCACUGAAAUAAGGACUUGAAGUUCCUUCCUCUUUUUUUAUGUCUUAAGAGCAGGAAAUAAAGAGACAGCUGAAGGUGUAGACUUGAUCAACUGAAAGAGAAAUCUUCAUCCUCUAACAAAAGAUGUGAUUCUCAAAAAAUGCAUCUGGAAAAUAAUUGAAGAAGAGAUUCUGUAGAUUCUCCCAGCACUUUUGGGCUCUCAAUUCCUUCUGUGAAGGACAGCGUAUGGUUAUGGGGAAAUCAGAAGCUUUGAGACCCCCUACAUCUGGAUAUGAAUCCCCCUUCUAAUACUUACCAGGUAAGAAAGCUGAAGUCCAGAAAGAGCCGAAGUGACUUAACUGGAGCCACACAGUAUGUGAAUCACCAUAAUAGAUUGCUAUGUGUUUGUUCUGAUGGCUCUGGAAGUGUUUAUCAUUUUUUCAGAACACAGAUUGUAUUACUAAUUAUUCAUUUGGCACUCUCCUGGGAUCAGGAUAUAUGAUUUCUGAAAUGGGAUCUCUGCUCUUCAGGAGCUCCCGAUCUAGUGGGAGGACAAGGUGUAAGGAACAACUGACCUACUGCAGCACGGUUAAAUCCUGAACAAGUCUCUACUGAGCUCCUGUUAUUAGCUAGGCUCUAUUCCUGCAGAGAGGCUGCAGGACUCAGAAAGACAAACUCAGUUCCUGCUGGGAUGGAACUUAUAUUCUAGUUGGGGAGAAGUUUUAGGAAUAAGAUAUUUUCAGACAACAAUAUGUGCUAAGACGAAAGUCAUUUAAAAUGAGUAGCAAGAGAGAUGGUCGUUGGCAAGAAGGGAGAGAGGCGCUUCUUCAUCCAGGUGGUCAGGGAACGACUCUCUGAGGAAGAAAUCAGAUAAGACAUGAGAGAGCCAAACGCUACAGCAUUUGUCCAUGGUGUUCUGGAAUCUGUGCUUCAUCACAUGGGUGGCGGGAGCUGGUGACGUUUUGGGCAUGGAAAUGAAAUACUCAGGCUUGCUUCUUAGGAAGAUGUGUCUGGUGGUGGAGGUGGAAGACUGUUCUUCCGGAGACUUUGCGGACAAGGGAAAGGCAAGUGGGGAGACCAUAUCUUUAAAGGCCGUUGCUGAUCCUGCCUUGUUCCUUGAUUGCAGUCCUUGUAAGAACAACUGUCAGUUGUCAGCAAUGGGGAUAAUGCAGUGACCUUAACACCUAUCCCUGGCAUUCUGUAAGGCGCAUUGCACAGAACCCCCUUUCUUUCUUCCAUGAACACUCCUUGCUGUCAGCAGACAGCCAGGUCAGCAUCAGCAGCCAGGAGGUAGCAUCCUGUACUUUCCUGUACUUUCUGGUUCCACCUGGACAAAGUGGUCUGGACAGACUUUCCUUCUCACCUGCAUGGUUCUACCUGCCUCCUGUCCAAGAUUAAUCUCUCCAUGGUAUCAGGGACCCCACUUCUUCUGGCUUCCUGGGAGAAAGCAGUCCAUGCACCCUCUCCUCACUCUCACUUGUAUUUGUCCUCACUGACCUGCUGACACAUUCCCCUCCAAGUGGAAUCCUGCCCAAAGCCCUCUCAUCUCCAGAAAUGAGCAAACACUUCCUCCUGUCUUCCUGCAUCAUGCAGCCUCUAGAAGGCAUGGUUCUUCCCCACAUUCCCUCUACUCCUCUCUCUCCACCCUGAAGCAAUCUGUUAUCUCACCCCAGCUGCACAUGCUGAGAUUUUGGUGGCCAAACCAAGACUCUUUGGUGGACACUUUUUAGUCCUUCUGAUGCCCAACUCCUCUGCAGCUUCUGAAACUGAUGUCUAGUCUCUCCUCCAAGCUUUCUCUGUCUGGAUUACCAAGGUGGUCUCUCUGCUCUGCUCCUUGCAUUCCUUUUAGGUUUGUCAUUCUUUAUUUUCCAUUAGCCCUGGCCUACUCUUAAAGGCUGAGGUUCCUUAGGGAAAUUCAUCUGCCCUCCCCUGUGGGACAACAGAAACACUCCAGGCUUGUUACAGAUGCCCCAGGCUCCCUCCAGCUGCUGAAACCCAGACCCCGCUCCGAGCCAUACCCCUCCCCACACUGCUGCCCUGGGAAUUCUCCAGCUGGAUCCCCACCAUAUUUCAAAAAUGAAGGGGAUACUCAGGGCAGAGUUCUGAAUCUCAAAAUACUCUACUCUGGCAACGGAAUGAAGUUAUUGGAGUGAUGACAGGAACAUAGGAGAACAAUGCUCUAUUUGGGCUGGAUAUUUCUUUGGCUUGUCGCAGGAGAGAGAAUUAAAGGAUUUAAUAUUUCAGGUUGUUCCACAAAAAAACUCCUUUGGACAUAUUCUACAAGCAGUGAAGAGGAAUUUGUCUUAUUUUGUGAUUUACCAGAGCCACAGAAAUCACAUUUCUGCCACAGAAAUCGACUCUCACCAACACAAGUCCCUGAGCCCCUCCCCUUCACGGGUAGUAAGGACCUAUCUGAUGUCCAAUGGUGCCGCCAACCUUCGAAUGGAGAUCCAUUAGAGGACAUUAGGAAAAGCUAUCCUCACAUCAUUCAGGACAAAUGUACCCUUCGCUUUUUGACCCCAAGGGUGAAUAAUUCUGGGUCAUAUAUUUGUAGACCCAAGAUGAUUAAGAGCCCCUGUGAUGUAGCCUGUUGUGUCAAGAUGAUUUUAGAAGUUAAGCCCCAGACAAAUGCAUCCUGUGAGAAUUCUGCAUCACAUAAGCAAGACCUACUUCUUGGGAGCACUGGCUCUAUUUCUUGCCCCAGUCUCAGCUGCCAAAGUGAUGCACAAAGUCCAGAGGUAACCUGGUACAAGAAUGGAAAACUCCUCUCUGUGGAAAGGAGCAACCGAAUUGUAGUGGAUGAAGUUUAUGACUAUCACCAGGGCACAUACGUAUGUGAUUACACUCAGUCGGAUACUGUGAGUUCAUGGACAGUCAGAGCUGUUGUUCAAGUGAGAACCAUUGUGGCAGACACUAAACUCAAACCAGAUAUUUUGGAUCCUGUCGAGAGCACACUGGAAGUAGAACUUGGAAAGCCUUUAACUAUAAGCUGCAAAGCACGGUUUGGCUUUGAAAGGGUCUUUAACCCUGUCAUAAAAUGGUACAUCAAAGAUUCUGACCUAGAGUGGGAAGUCUCAGUACCUGAGGCGAAAAGUAUUAAAUCCACUUUAAAGGAUGAAAUCAUUGAGCGUAAUAUCAUCUUGGAAAAAGUCACUCAGCCUGAUCUUCGCAGGAAGUUUGUUUGCUUUGUCCAGAACUCCAUUGGAAACACAACCCAGUCCGUCCAACUGAAAGAAAAGAGAGGAGUGGUGCUCCUGUACAUCCUGCUUGGCACCAUCGGGACCCUGGUGGCCGUGCUGGCGUCAUGUGCCCUCCUCUACAGGCACUGGAUUGAAAUAGUGCUGCUGUACCGGACCUACCAGAGCAAGGACGAGACGCUUGGGGAUAAAAAGGAUUUUGAUGCUUUCGUAUCCUAUGCAAAAUGGAGCUCUUUUCCAAGUGAGGCCACUUCAUCCCUGAGUGAAGAACACUUGGCCCUGAGCCUAUUUCCCGAUGUUUUAGAAAACAAAUAUGGAUAUACCUUGUGUUUGCUUGAAAGAGAUGUGGCUCCAGGAGGAGUGUAUGCAGAAGACAUUGUGAGCAUUAUUAAGAGAAGCAGAAGAGGAAUAUUUAUCUUGAGCCCCAACUAUGUCAAUGGACCCAGUAUCUUUGAAUUACAAGCAGCGGUGAAUCUUGCCUUGGAUGAUCAAACAUUGAAACUCAUUUUAAUUAAGUUCUGUUACUUCCAAGAGCCAGAGUCUCUACCUCAUCUUGUGAAAAAAGCUCUCAGGGUUUUGCCCACAGUUACGUGGAGAGGCUUAAAAUCAGUUCCUCCCAAUUCUAGGUUCUGGACCAAAAUGCGCUACCACAUGCCGGUGAAAAACUCUCAGGGAUUCACGUGGAACCAUCUCAGAAUUACCUCUAGGAUUUUUCAAUGGAAAGGACUCAGUAGAACAGAAACCACUGGGAGGAGCUCCCAGCCUAAGGGAUGGUGAAAUGAGCCCUGGAGCCCCCUCCCGUCCAGUCCCUGGGAUACAGAUGUUGCUGGACAGAACUCACAGCUCUGUGUGUGUGUGUGUUCAGGCUGAUAGGAAAUUCAUAGUCUCCUGCCAGCACCAAGCAAGCCUGAUGGACAAUGGAAUGGGAUUGAGACUGUGGUUUAGAGCCUUUGAUUUCCUGGACUGGACAGAGGGCGAAUGAAUUCUCUAGACCUUGGGUACUUUCAAUACACAACACCCCUAAGAUUUCCCAGUGGUCUGAGCAGAAUAAGAAAAUACAGCUACUUCUGCCUUAUGGCUAGGGACUGUCAUGUCUACCAUGUAUUGUACAUAUGACUUUAUGUAUGCUUGCAAUCAAAUAAAUAUUAUUUUAUUAGAAA